Molecule: messenger RNA, 1374 nt
Organism: Monosiga brevicollis MX1
Lineage: Eukaryota; Choanoflagellata; Craspedida; Salpingoecidae
Exons: 7
Coding region: 230-1156 (308 amino acids)
Biological process (GO): protein import into nucleus; positive regulation of TOR signaling; COPII-coated vesicle budding
Cellular component (GO): nuclear pore outer ring; COPII vesicle coat
Molecular function (GO): structural molecule activity; protein binding
Source: RefSeq, a predicted model, not a curated record
GCAAGAACGAGAACGAGGACGAAAACGGCAGCCGGCGUACGAGGACCGAUAGCAGUCACAGGGGCAACGGGUGUACGGACCCACUAGCAUUGGCGGCAAAGAACAUCUUUGGAUACGGCUUGGUGCUGAGUGUACACUCAAAUCUUGAAGUCUUAUCGCACUAUUCCAUUGGAUUCCCAAGUGUGCGGUUGGACAACUGUGCGAGCUCAGUACUCUUUAACGAUCCAUCAUGGCAGCCCCGCUUUCCAGCAUUGAGACUGCCCAUGAGGACAUGAUCCAUGACGCUCAAAUGGACUUUUAUGGCAAGCGACUUGCAACUUGCUCGUCGGAUCACACUGUGCGCAUCUUCCUUGUGGAGGACAACGACCACAAACUCAUCCAAACGCUCCGCGUGCACGAGGGGCCCGUCUGGCAAGUGGCGUGGGCCCACCCCAAGUUUGGCAACUACCUUGCCACCUGCGGUUACGACCGCCGUGUUGUCAUCUGGAAGGAAGGCACCACUGGCUGGGAAAACACAUUUGAGUAUCGUGAACAUGACUCUUCCGUCAAUACCAUUGCUUGGGCACCAUACGAGUAUGGGCAAAUGACGCUUGCCUGCGGAUCUUCGGACGGCGACAUUUCCAUCCUGCACUACCAAGAGUCAGAUGGUUCGUGGCAAGCAAAUCGCAUUCAGCAGGCGCAUGCCACGGGGGUGACCUGUCUCAGCUGGGCCCCAGCCAUUGGACCUGGUUCAGCCCUGCAGCCCGUGGAGGAGACCACUCCCACCUUGAAGCUGGUCAGUGGUGGUUGCGACAACAGCCUCAAAAUCUGGACACACACAGAGUCGGGCUGGUCUGCCGGCGUGGCCCUGACUCCGGCAACGCAUAAAGAGCGCAUUCGGGAUGUGGCCUGGGCACCCUCGCUGGGUCUGAGCUGCAACAUCAUUGCCAGCUGCUCUCAGGAUGGCAAGGUCGUCCUCUGGACCCAGCAAACCCCAAACAGCGCUUGGGAGCCCAAGGUGCUGGAGGAGUACGAUGUCCCCGUGUGGCGUGUGAGUUGGUCCAUGACGGGCAAUGUCCUGGCUGUGAGUUCUGCGGACAACAAGGUUGUUUUGUACAAGAGCCGGCUUGACGGUACCUGGCACAAGGUCAGCACGAUCAACGAGCCCUCUGCAUAGACGCUUGACGUCAAGGCGGCUGCACUCUUUCUCCUGUCACCGAAAGCAAAGCAAACACGUUCACAAGCGUGGAAUGCACGCCCAUUGCUUGGGCUUGAUGCACUCCAGGCGGUGCGUGGCAUUCGCUAGCACCACCGUUAUUGUCACGCCGCCAGUUUGAUUCCGCAAAAUUUGAAAGUUCAAUUUAUGUUCUCCUUUGGGGGAGGAACAAUUCACGU